Etheostoma spectabile (orangethroat darter) is the source of this 4761-nucleotide messenger RNA. RefSeq names its product nuclear factor I/C (gene nfic). Gene Ontology annotation, cellular component: nucleus. The record is from RefSeq and is a predicted model, not a curated record. Bases 742 to 2238 code for a protein of 498 amino acids. Gene Ontology annotation, biological process: regulation of transcription by RNA polymerase II. Gene Ontology annotation, molecular function: RNA polymerase II cis-regulatory region sequence-specific DNA binding; DNA-binding transcription factor activity, RNA polymerase II-specific. Lineage: Eukaryota; Metazoa; Chordata; Actinopteri; Perciformes; Percidae. The transcript has 14 exons.
GGCAGUAACGGGACUUCUCAUUCGGCAGGAAGUAAAUUUGGGAAUUCUAGGUCAGAGUUGAAGCCAGCGGGACGUUGUGUCACAAUAACUCACCAGACUGUAACUGCAGAUUUUUGUCCAUCUAUUGGCCUUUAAACAAGUGUUACAGUAACAGUAGCCUAGCCUAGAGGGAGAGCAACGGGAGGGGGCAGUGAGAGGAGGCCGGGGGAUGGAAAGGUGAAUGUAGCACUAUAUUCCAUUCUGCCGCAGCCUACCGGGCGGGGGGGUUACUGCCGUGGAGCCCGAAGCUUGACGCGGGACGUUUUUGGUCUCGAGCACCGCGGAUUUACUCCAUCUGGCACGCGCAUGAUAAUAUAAAUGAAUAUGGAAUGAUAACGACCGACGGCGUGAGAUGGGCAGGCGUUGACAUCAGCUUUAACUUCCCCCGGUGGCGGCUCCGCUUCGAAAUGUGAUGCACUUUCGCUGGCGUUUCUCCCUGCGGAGCUUUUUUUUCCGGAGCCUCAACUUUUCUGGCGUGUCAUCAUUUGUGGAGUUUAGCGCGGCGGAGUCAUCCGAGGCGAGCAGAGCUGUCUGAUCUGUGGAUCCUGUGAAACAGCAGCAGUAGCCCAGGAAAUGCAGCGUUUCUCUCUCCUAACCCGGAGCUGCUCCACUGACUUAGCGGGACCCAGCGAGUAGAAAUGUGCAGGAGCAAACGGCGAGCCUCGGGAUGUUUGUGGGCUGAUUCAGCUGCUUCUCAUCAGCAUGAUGCUUUCUCCUCUCUCGCUGUCUCAGGAUGAGUUCCAUCCGUUCAUUGAGGCGCUGCUGCCCCAGGUCCGUGCCUUUGCCUACACAUGGUUUAACCUCCAGGCCAGGAAGAGGAAGUACUUCAAAAAACAUGAGAAAAGGAUGACCAAAGAAGAAGAGAGAGCCGUCAAAGACGAGCUGUUGGGGGAGAAGGCCGAGGUGAAGCAGAAGUGGGCCAGCCGCCUUCUGGCCAAGCUCAGAAAGGACAUCAGACCUGAAUGCAGAGAAGACUUUGUCCUGUCCAUCACUGGGAAGAAAGCUGCGUGCUGUGUCCUGUCAAACCCGGACCAGAAAGGCAAAAUGAGACGCAUAGACUGUCUCCGACAAGCUGACAAGGUGUGGAGGUUGGAUCUGGUGAUGGUCAUCCUGUUCAAAGGAAUCCCGUUGGAGAGCACCGACGGCGAGCGGCUGGUGAAGGGAGGCCAGUGCUCCAACCCAGUGCUCUGUGUCCAGCCGCGACACAUCUCUGUCUCCGUCAAAGAGCUCGACCUCUACCUCGCUUACUACGUACAGGAGAGAGAGGCAGAGCAGAGCAGCAGUCCCAGUCGUACAGGAGUGGGUUCGGAUCAGGAGGACAGUCGCACCGCCACCAUGGAUGGUCCAGAGUUCCAGGAGAGUUUUGUGACUUCAGGAGUUUUCAGUGUCACUGAGCUGGUCCAUGUCUCAAGAACUCCAGUUGUCACAGGAGUAGGACCCAGUUUCUCCAUGGGGGAGCUCCAGGGUCAUCUGGCCUAUGACCUCAACCAGUCUGCCAACCAGCCAGUCAGCCUGAGACGAUCACUGGCCAGCACCUCAUCCAGCGGGAGUAAGCGUCAUAAGUCUGGUUCUAUGGAGGAGGAGGCAGACAGUCCAGGAGGGGAGUAUUACCACUCACCAUCCUCUCCUGCCAGCAGCUCCAGGAACUGGACUGAUGACAUGGAAGGAGGUCUGUCUCCUCCAGUGAAGAAGGUAGAGCUGGACAGUCCCUCUCCCCAGGAAGACUCACCAAGACUGGGCUCCUUCACUCAGCACCACCGGCCAGUCAUAGCUGUUCACAGUGGUCUGUCUCGGAGUCCCCACCCUUCCUCAUCUAUUCAUUUCCCGCCCUCGUCCUACUUCCCCCACGGAGCAAUCCGCUACCCUCCUCACCUGGCCCAGGACCCCCUGAAAGAUCUGGUCUCAUUGGCCUGUGACCCUGCCAAUCAAAGCCCCAGCUCGCUGAAUGGCAGCAACCAGGUCAAAGUGCCCAGUCACUACAUCUCCUCUCAGAUGUUGGCCCCUCCCCCGUCCCCCCUCUCCAGGCCUCCAGAGUCAAAGGCCACGCCCACCUCCUCUGAUGGGGGAGCAAACUCACCCACAUCACCCACAUACUCGGCCCCUGGGACCCCCCCUGCCAAUCGCACCUCCUUCGUUGGAGUCACCCCCCGAGACCCUGGUGGACUCUACCAAGCCCAGUCUUGGUAUCUGGGCAACUGAGCGACCUGUGGAGGAAGGCUGACUGUCAUGGCAGUACUGUGCUGGAGGACAGGAAGCAGUGUGGUCCAGACAUUGCCAGAGGGAAAAUCUAUUCAUCUUUGUAGAAGUGUGCUCAUACAUCUAUAUAAAUAUCCAGUGGGAUAUAUUUCUAUAUUUGUAUGAACCCAGAAGAGACAGCUAUACGGAGGACAGAACGAGUUUUGCUGCAAGACACUAAAUGCUUCUUCCAAAUGUCCUGACCUGAGCUGUGGUGUUCCAGUGAGCUGAUGUCUGGUCGGUCCAGAUGAACUGCAGACCAGAACCAGAACCAGGCCUCAGCACCCUGUUCCUAUGGUAACCCUAGUGUAUUCCCUGGGAUGGCUGUACCUGGGUCUCUUCACUACAUCCAGUAAAUGCCUCCUCUCAGACCCAGACCUCACACCUCCCCCCCUCAACACCCAGAAUGCCCCUCUCCGCUGCAGGUGCUGCUUAUAAUAUAUGCAAAUAAGCCUCCCUUUUUUUCUGAAGCGACUAGAAAGAGAUCCUGUUGUUGAUUUGUAAUGUUUCUUUGCACUUUUUGAAUGUGUUAUGGAUCGUCUGAAGAAUUCUUUUCUCUCUUCCCACCAAAAGACAGAGGCUUUCGUCUUUUUUAUUGACAAUCAUCAGCCUGAAACAAUUACGUUGCUUUGCUAAGCUCAUGUUUUUAAGACUGUUUGAUUGUGCUUUUUUAUCCGAAAACAAUGAGUCAUAGUGGAAUAUAAGAGCUAUAUUCAUGUCCCUCCAACACAACACACAAUGCUACAGCUGGAAACCAGGGAAGAGUCGGGACAUCUUUUUAAUAUCCUGCUGCUUCUUUCUCUUCAGAUAGCACUUAUCCAAGCAGCCAGAGACACCUGUAGCAUGAUGUGCGUGUGUGUGUGUGUGUGAGACGUCCCUGCUCUGUUCUGAGGAGAUUGUGUUUGGGGGUUUGUACUUGUGUGUAGGUAGAUUUGAGAGAGAUUUAGCACUAUGAGAAGGUAAAGAUGUCACCUAGCUGGCGGGCUGUGAUGUGACAGCAGGUCAUGUGCACGCUGACUUGAACUGAGCACAAAAUCCAGGUUUCUUGUCCAGAAGGCGACGCCUGACCAGUCUGUGGAGUAGCGUUGAUGGUUUAGCGCUGGCAACACGAAAACAAAUCGAUGAUUUCGAACCAGUCGGUGGCUUUUCUGUGUCAGCCUCGUACGUGACAGUGCUUUAGUGAGGAAACAAUAUUCUGGCUUUUCACAGCUUCAUUUCCUCAAUAAUCUUAAUAGCUUAAACAUGCUGCGUUUUAACUUUUGACAAGGUUAGCAUUUAAUAUGAAUCCCGGUCCGCACAUUCAAAUAAGGAAAUUGGAGCGAGAUGUCAGUUCAGGGCUUAGCUGUCUGUGUGCAGUGGUUGAUGUGAAAAUGCUACAGUAGUGAAACGUGUCCUUGGCCUUUUGCUAUUUCUUUGGAGAUGAAAACUCUGAAUAUAAAUUUGAGGAACUCCUAUUUUUUAACGUGUGCCAUAUUUGAAUCUCCAAGACUGGUGACAUGUGUUGCCUGGGGAUGUGGAUUGGUGUUUCUGUGUGGGCGUGCAAUCAGAUUGGAACGGCAAGCACGUGUUCACGUCAGGUUAUUCACAUGAAGUUGUUCCCGCGGUCUGACGACGUUACUCCGUGAUCCAGACAGUACUUUACGGCCGUGGUCCCACAGCUGUCUCCCAUCUGGAAAGAUCCAAUGUUUUCUGAGGGUGAAACCAAUAUUUCCAACCGCUGCCGCAGUCUGAGCAGCAGACCCAGUGUAACAGUAUGUCCGGUGAAGCCCGAGUGGAGCAGUGCUGCACGGCCAGUGGAAACAUUGGAUUUAUACACUUUUUUUUUACUGCUCCGGUUAGAAAGCAGACAUCUGUGGGAUCACAAAAAGCUUUUGCAGAUGUAACCUGCCGUAGUGAAAGAUAACUACGGUAGUAACAUUCAGAGUGAAGUGUGAACCCGCUGUAAGGAGUGGCUGUGUGUGUUUGAAAUCAUUUCAUAUUUUCCUUCUUUGUCUUUUAAAACGCUGUUUUCCACUCACACAGAAGCGUCUUUCUGUUGACUCUGCAUGCAGUCGGGCCGUGUCUUAACGUUGGUUUGCAUUCAGCCUGAUCACAGGGGUCUUUUCCAUUCCUUUCCCCCGGGUUGGGGUUAGUGUCAGCGUCCGCAGGCUUCAGAGUUCACUCUGAAUGUGCUGAUAGGAGCUGGGCUUUGGUUAAAGUUGGCUUCCAGCUGAUGUACAGUGCAUGGUGCUGCCCUGGUCGCUGUGGCGACCAAAUGAAUGCAUGGCUCAAACUGAUGAUACCUCUCCCUCUCUCUAUCCUGCUCUCUAUCCUCAGUCGAUUGGAGGGCUGUCUCUUUCUUUAGAUUUGUAUAAUAGCCCUGUUAUUAAACUUCUAUUUUGCACGAUACGUCAUGAAACACAUUAUGUGCCUUUGCCUUUAGUUAGACAACAAUAAUACAUUAAGGAAAAGUGGUCACACUUUUCAUGGUACAGCUAGUAGCACUUA